This is a messenger RNA of Seminavis robusta, 1959 nucleotides long. Lineage: Eukaryota; Bacillariophyta; Bacillariophyceae; Naviculales; Naviculaceae. The record is from the annotation of a GenBank genome assembly.
AUGAGCAACAACAACGGCAACAUCAGCACCACCACCACCAGCGUCACUACCACAAUAAUCCAGGGCGUGCCUCUUCGCCGGCACAAUCCUCAUGUGGUCACGUUGGAUGCGGACAAAGUAUUGCGACUGUUAGAAUUGUUGUCGACAGAGAUCGCCAAGGAUGGAGGUGCCACAGUGGUGGUUUCCAUCAAGGACUGGUACGGGCUCAAGCCGAAGAUUGAACAGUUGUUGGGGAAACGCAUGAAGCUAUUGCAGUUCUUGGAACGACAUCCCAAAAUAUUCCGUGUCGAUCGGAACGAGUUGCCUCAUGUGGUUCAUUUGCUGUCUCAUGAACAUGUCGUGGUACCUGAUGUAGCAGCAACAGGGAUGAGUGAUGAUGAUGAUGAUGACGACAACCACAAUAAGCAGCAAAAGGCUCUGGUAGAACAAAUCUGCUACGUCCUUCGAAGGCGCAAUGCACGAUUGUCACGUCGUCGACAACAGCAGGAAAAGCUAUCCGUGACUCCUCAACAUGAAGAUCGACCUCAAGUCAACAUCCCGUGGCUUUUAUCGCAGGUUUCCACGUUGUUUCAUCUCUACCUACGAAACCACAAAACAGAUGGAACCUUCUUUUACCGCACGCUCUAUGCUACUCACGACGACGUCCAAUUGCCAGGAUCCAAACCGUGGCAAGAACUGGUCUUUUCCGAGUUUUACAACUUUUUGCGACAAGAAGAACAGAGACCCAAUAGCUCCAUUCGAAUCGUCCAAGAAACUGUGCAGUAUGGCCACAACCAAAAUAAUGAUAAUGGGGAAUCAACUACCACUACUCAAAAGCCCAGAGUGGUGCUAGUGGAGGACAUGGAUCAUGAGGAAGGGAAUGACACAACAGAAAGACUUGACGAAUUCGACGUGGCGCGGGUAGCAGAAGCACUCUUUUUGGCGAUACAAGUGGAUGGAGCCACCCACAUUGCCGUGUCACUCCUGCUACAUCGCUAUGCCGAGCUCAAGCACAGUUUGGGUGGAAGAAAUUUGGCCACGAUUGUGCAACAAUAUCCUCAGGAGUUUCCAGGAAUUGAAAUCUAUUCCUACCUGGGAGAGACAUUUGUCAAGAAUACCCUCGUCCUGGAACGAAACACUGACGACAAUAAUAACAACAACGGCAACAAGUUUCAUGCCAGAAGACGAAUGGAUGUCGAUGGUGCGACGGGUUUGUUCUCGGUGGCAUCGGGGAAAUGGGGUACAGCAAUCAUGACGGGCAUGAAAGAGGCCAUCUUGCAACUGCAACGAAAACGACAAACCCUUGACGACACUGCUUCGACCAGCAGCAACAACAAUCUCCAUGUGAGUUUGGCGGUGGAUCUCACGGCCUCUGUGGGUGGCAUGACUUUGGCCAUGGCACGUCGAUUUCCUCCAAAACAGCAAAGGCAGGAACCAGAUGAUGCAGCAGGCGACGUCAAUGUCAAUCGUGAUGAUGAUGAGAAGGACACCAAGUCACACACUCUUACCUCCGCUACCAAAAUCAUUGCAGUUGAGAUUGAUCCACAACGUGCUCAACUGUGCCAGCAAAACAUGGAAAAGUUUGGAUACUCGCAAGAGGACAUUGAAGUGUGGAACAUGGAUGCUAUGGAAGCCAUUCCCAAGCUUCCCUUGCAAUCUGUCUGCAAUAAUGACAUUGCUAUGGCUGUCAUUGAUCCACCCUGGGGUGGUGUCCAUUAUCGCUUGGAGAAGAACCCCACGUUUCAAAUGGGUCCUUGGUUGCUGCAAGAUGUGGUGGAAAAGUUGGCACUUCACUUCCAGCAGCAACAGCAACAAAGUCUUUUGUUGGUGGGACUUCGAAUGCCCGUGUUUUUCGAUGUGGAUCAGUUUUCUGCAACAUUGCAGGAACGAAAUCUUGUGUUCCAAAGGGAGCUUGUUCGCAAGUUGGGAUUUCAACUCGUGGUGGUGUUUUCGUUUCGUUCCUCAGCAACAUCUAGCUAG